AUGCGUCCGGAAGAGCACCUCAAAAAGAGAUUCACUCUUCUUUCAGUCAUUGCAUUCGGCUUUACCACCAUGAAUUCAUGGGUAGCAUUCGCUUCUGGUGUUGCUGUCCCGCUCUCAUGUGGUGGUGGCCCAGCUCUCAUCUACGGCCUUAUCGCUGCCGCGGUUAUCAUGACCAUCAUUAAUGUUGGCUUUGCAGAACUUGCUUCCGCAUUUCCAUCUGCUGGUGGUCAAUAUCACAUCGUCUAUAUGACUUUUCCUCCGUCAACACGCCGAGUUGCCGCGUUCUUUACAGGAUGGAUUUCCGUGAUUUACAUCAUGGCGGCAACUGUGUCGUGCAAUCUCUUUGUCGCAGGCUCCAUCCUCGACGUCGUUAGUCUGUGGAACGAGAGCUACGAAAUACAAGCUUGGCAUACAUACCUGUUGCAUAUUUUGCUUUGUAUCAUCGCAUUUGUGCUCACGUCUCGUUUCCCCGCUGCUAUUGGCAAGUUGGGCGUGACGAUUCUUGUUCUUUCGUUGGCUGGCUUCGUGGCCUCGCUGAUAACAUUGCUCACUGUCAAAGACAUCAAACAAUCAGCAGAUUUUGUGUUCAGAGAUUAUCAAAAUGUCAGUGGAUGGACAGAUGGUUGGGCGAUCUUUAUCGGCAUUACCGGCUGUUUAUGGGCAUUUAGUGGUGCAGAUGCCGCGACGCACGUCUCUGAAGAAGUACCCAAUCCAAGUCGAAAUGUCCCCAUUGCCAUCAUUACCACCAUGACCUUGGGCGUCAUCACAGUUGUUGCCUGGAACAUUGCUCUCAUGUUUGUUGUUACGGAUCUCCAGGCCCUUAUCGAAUCUGGGGUUCCGAUUUUGGAAGUAUACAACCAAGCGCUGAACUCGAAGGUGGCUACAACCAUCUGGGCCAUCUAUUACAUGGUCAUGUUCUACGACAUUGUUCUCAAUCUCUUCAUUUUCGCGGGGCGAACAAUCUGGUCCCUGUCCCGAGACGGCGGCGUACCAUAUUCCAACUUUAUCUCUCGCCUCAACUGGGCAAGUCCCGUUCGUGCCACUGCAGUCAUGCUCGUUUUGCAGAUUAUUAUUGGAGUUCUCUAUGUUGCAUCAUCCACAGCAUACAGCAGUUUCAUCAAUCUCACUCUAUUUGCGCUCAACAUCACUGUUGCAUUACCUCAGGCUGCUCUCUUGUUCCGUGGCCGCAGCAUUCUUCCCGAACGAGCCUUUUCUCUUGGCAAGUUCGGCUACAUUAUCAAUGCAAUUGCCACGUUAUUAGUCAUUUUCUUCUCAAUUUGUUUUUGCUUCCCAGUCGGAUAUCCUGUCACUGCCAGCUCCAUGAACUAUCUGAUUGUCGUUAUGGCUGUUGGGUUAGUAGUGACAACGAUUGCAUGGGCUGCCAAUCUGCGAAAGACGUUUACUGGGCCAAGGCUGGAUAAUUAUGGGGGCGAAUCUGUGCAUUAA
Trichoderma virens Gv29-8 is the source of this 1446-nucleotide messenger RNA. RefSeq lists its product as uncharacterized. The record is from RefSeq and is a predicted model, not a curated record. The coding region runs from base 1 to 1446 and encodes 481 amino acids. Gene Ontology annotation, molecular function: transmembrane transporter activity. Gene Ontology annotation, biological process: transmembrane transport. Lineage: Eukaryota; Fungi; Ascomycota; Sordariomycetes; Hypocreales; Hypocreaceae. The transcript has a single exon. Gene Ontology annotation, cellular component: membrane.